GGUCCUGCGGAGGAUGGCAGCGUCUUCUCGGAGCAGCCUGCAGCCUCUCGGGCCGCCGGAGCCCCCUCUCUCCGGCUCGCGAGGAGCCCUCCUGGCGGUUCUGGUGCUGCUCGCACUGCCGGACGCCUGGGGUCAGUGCAAAACUCCGGAACACCUCCUAUUUGCCAAGCUGACAAAUCCUACUGAUAAGAAUGAGUUUCCUAUUGGGACAGCUCUGAAGUAUGAGUGCCGUCCUGGUUACUAUGGGAGAAGGUUCGUUAUCACCUGCCUAUACAACUCGGUCUGGUCAAGCGCCGAAGACAAGUGUCAGCGGAGAUCAUGUGGAACUCCUCCAGAACCUGCCAAUGGUAAAAUGAUUGUAAACGGAGAUGCCCGGUUUGGGUCAACUGUUAAUUACGUCUGUAAUGAAGGAUACCGACUUAUUGGUAAGACCUCUAUUGCAUGCAUCAUCUCAGGCAAGACUGUCUCCUGGGAUGACGAUCCACCUAUUUGUGAGACGAUUCUUUGUGGGCCACCCCCAGCCAUUGACAAUGGAAAUGUCCUUAAGCUCUACGGAGAAGAGUUUCCCUAUGGAAGCGUGGUGACCUAUCGCUGCCAUCCCGGAGAGAGAGGGGAAAAAAAGCAGUUUGAGCUUGUGGGCAACCCAUCGAUAUAUUGCACCAGCAAAGACAAUCACGUUGGCGUAUGGAGCGGCCCUCCGCCUCAGUGCAUCAUACCUAAUAAGUGCACACCUCCACACAUUGACAACGCAGUGAGGGUGUCUGAGAACAAGACCUUAUUUUCCUUACAUGAAACCGUGAGGUUUAUCUGCGAGCCCGGCUUUGUCAUGAAAGGACCCUCCAGCGUGCAAUGCAGAGCCCAAAACAAAUGGGGGCCAGAGUUGCCGAGCUGCUCUCGAGUAUGUCAGCUGCCUCCAGAAAUUCUGCACGGAAUGCACAGUGCAGAAAACCAGGCCGAUUUCUCCCCGGGGCAGGAAGUGUCCUACAGCUGCGAGCCCGGCUAUGAUCUCCGAGGGGCAGCUUCUCUACGCUGUACGCCCCAGGGAGACUGGAGCCCAGCAGCCCCAAGAUGUACAGUGAAAUCAUGUGCAGACUUCCGGGACCAACUCCCUAAUGGCCGUGUGCACUUACCACUGAAUUUCCAGCUUGGGGCAAAAGUGUCCUUUGUUUGUGAUGAGGGGUUCCACCUAAAGGGCAGUUCUGCUAGUUACUGCGUCUUGGUUGAAAUGGAAAGCCUUUGGAAUGACAGUGCUCCUGUGUGUGAACGUAUCUUUUGUCCAAGUCCUCCCUCUAUCCUUAAUGGGCAGCACACUGGACCUUCUCAGGGAGACUUUCCCUAUGGAAAGGAAAUAAAUUACACGUGUGACAACAACCCAGCCAGAGGGAUGAACUUCAGCCUCAUUGGGGAGAGCACCCUCCGCUGCACAAGUGACGAUGAAGGGAACGGGAUUUGGAGCGGCCCUGCCCCUCGCUGCGAACUUGCUGGUCCUGCAGGUCAGUGCAAAGCCCCAGAACACCUUCCAUUCACCAAGUUGGCAAAUGCUACGGACAAGUCUGAGUAUCCCAUUGGGACAUCUCUGAAGUAUGAGUGCCGUCCUGGUUACUCUGGGAGAGGGUUCUUUAUCACCUGCCUCUCCAACUCGGUCUGGUCAAGCGCCAAAGACAAGUGUCAGCGGAGAUCGUGUGGAACUCCUCCAGAACCCGCCAAUAGCAAAAUGAUCAUAAACGGAGAUGCCCGGUUUGGGUCAACUGUUAAUUACGUCUGUAAUGAAGGAUACCGACUUAUUGGUAAGACCUCUAUUGCAUGCACCAUCUCAGGCAAGACUGUCUCCUGGGAUGACGAUCCACCUAUUUGUGAGACGAUUCUUUGUGGGCCACCCCCAGCCAUUGACAACGGAAAUGUCAUUAAGCUCUACGGAGAAGAGUUUCCCUAUGGAAGCGUGGUGACCUAUCGCUGCCAUCCCGGAGAGAGAGGGGAAAAAAAGCAGUUUGAGCUUGUGGGCAACCCAUCGAUAUAUUGCACCAGCAAAGACAAUCAGGUUGGCGUAUGGAGCGGCUCUCCGCCUCAGUGCAUCAUACCUAAUAAGUGCACACCUCCACACAUUGACAACGCAGUGAGGGUGUCUGAGAACAAGACCUUUUUUUCCUUACAUGAAACCGUGAGGUUUAUCUGCGAGCCCGGCUUUGUCAUGAAAGGACCCUCCAGCGUGCAAUGCGGAGCCCAAAACAAAUGGGGGCCAGAGUUGCCGAGCUGCUCUCGAGUAUGUCAGCGGCCUCCAGAAAUUCUGCACGGAAUGCACAGUGCAGAAAACCAGGCCGAUUUCUCUCCGGGGCAGGAAGUGUCCUACAGCUGCGAGCCCGGCUAUGAUCUCCAAGGGGCAGCGUCUCUGCACUGUACACCUCAGGGAGACUGGAGCCCAGCAGCCCCAAGAUGUACAGUGAAAUCAUGUGCAGACUUCCGGGACCAACUCCCUAAUGGCCGUGUGCUCUUACCACUGAAUUUCCAGCUUGGGGCAAAAGUGUCCUUCGUUUGUAAUGAGGGGUUCCACCUAAAGGGCAGUUCUGCUAGUUACUGCGUCUUGGUUGAAAUGGAAAGCCUUUGGAAUGACAGUGCUCCUGUGUGUGAACAAAUCUUUUGUCCAAAUCCCCCCUCUAUACUCAAUGGGCAGCACAAUGGGCCUUCUCAGGGAGAUGUUCCCUAUGGAAAGGAAAUAACUUACAUGUGUGACCACCACCCAGCCAGAGGGAUGACCUUCAACCUCGUUGGGGAGAGCACCCUCCGCUGCACAAGUGACGAUGAAGGGAACGGGAUCUGGAGCGGCCCUGCCCCUCGCUGCGAACUUGCUAGUCCUGCAGAUUACUGUAAAGCCCCAGAAGAGUUUCCAUUUGCCAAGCCUACAGUCCUGACUGAUGAGUCCGAGUUUCUAAUUGGGACAUCUUUGAAUUAUGAAUGUUCCCCUGGGUAUUUUGAAGCUAUGUUUUCUAUCACCUGCUUAGAGCACUUGGUCUGGUCGAGUGCCGAAGGUAUCUGUAGAAGAAAAUCAUGUGGAGCUCCACCAGAACCCUUUAAUGGCACAGUGCAUAUAAAUACAGAUACCCAGUUUGGAUCAACAGUUCAUUAUUCUUGUAAUGAAGGGUAUCGACUCAUUGGCUCCCCUUCCUCGGCUUGUCUCCUGUCGGGCAGUACUGUCACUUGGGAUAAGGAAGCACCUGUGUGUGAGGAAAUCUUCUGUCCAAAUCCUCCCUCUAUCCUUAAUGGGCAGCACACCGGACCUUCUCAGGGAGACAUUCCCUACGGAAAGGAAAUUACUUACACGUGUAACCACCACCCAGCCAGAGGAAUGAACUUCAGCCUCAUUGGGGAGAGCACCCUCCGCUGCACAAGUGACGAUGAAGGGAACGGGAUUUGGAGCAGCCCUGCCCCUUACUGUGAACUUGCUGGUCCUGCAGAAUGCCCCCAUCUGCCCAAGAUCCACAAUGGGUAUUACCUUGAAAGACCUGCAUCUCCAUAUCUUCCUGGAAUGACUGUCAACUACACUUGUGACCCAGGCUACUUGUUGGUGGGAAGAGCCUUCAUAUUCUGCACAAACCAGGGAACCUGGAGCCAAUUUGAUCAUUUUUGCAAAGAGGUAAAAUGUAUCAUCCCAGAGUUUAUGAAUGGAAUCCGGAAGGAGCUGGAAAUGAGAAAAGUGUAUCACUAUGGAGAUAAGAUAACUUUUGAGUGUGAGAAUGGGUAUACUCUGAAAGGCAGUCCCCAGAGCCAAUGCCAGGCAGACAACACAUGGAACCCUCCUCUGGCCAUAUGCACAUCUAGUAAAUGGAGCUGCAAGAAAUGCACAAGUGCUCUCAUAGUCGGUAUUAUCUUUGGCGUGAUCUUCUUUCUUUCAUCUGUCAUUGGCUCUUAUUGGAUAAUUGUAAAACGCAAUAAAAGCAAGAAUACAGAUGGGAAACCUAAAGAGAUGAUCCAUUUACAUCUUCAAGAAGACAACAGUGUAAAGCCUCAGACUCUGCAAACCAAUCAGGAAGACAGCAGCAGUGCCCUUCCUUGACAAAGUACCACAGAGCUGAGGAACACCUUGAGUCACAAUGUUGUUGGAAAGGAGCCUAUUCAACAGAGUAAGAUGUGAGACUCAUACAGUGACAGACGUGACCUCGCAGAGACCAGACCAUGUGCCCAAGAAGAUGCUGACAUGCUCCCAGGAGCCCGUAAAAGCUCCCUCCUCUUAGCGUGGAUUACUGUCAGUCCUCCUGCUCUCCCCUGCUGAAUGCACACCUCAGCUAGUAAGGGGAAAAGACUGCACUCAGGGUUUAUAAAUAGUCUCAGUUACGGAAAGGAAGAUGGCGUCACUUUGGAUUUCUGUUUACAAGUUUGUGAUUUCCCUUUCUCAUUUUCAAAUGUUCAUAGUAUGGAAUGGGCUCAUUAACGAGAAGAUCAAAAUCCAGGAGGAAGAUAUGAUAAACAAACAAGUCAUGUGUAAUUAUACUAUUCAGUGAUAACCACUGUUAAUAUUUUGAGUUUCUGCUAACGUUUCUUCAUACAUGUUCAUUUCUUUAUACACAGAUCUUUCUUAAUAGCCACUUUUUCUUCUGUAGAGCAAAAUCUAUUAGAACAGAAAAAUAUAGUGGAUCCGUUUUUGCUAUCACUAGGAAAAAAGUAUCCUCUUUGUAUUAUAUGUGCUGCUGAAGUGAGCAUAGUUUUGUUUAUAUGAAUAAAAUCUUUUAUAAAAGGGCAUUACAUGAAUCCAGGGAAGAGGUUUUCAAGAGAAACUUCUUAAACAAUGAGAUCUGGGUAUUUCCUAAGCUCUAUUUCAAAAGCAAUUUGUACUGUGUGUCUAAAACAUACUAACUUAAAUAAAAGGAUAAUUCUAUUAUAAAGCAUGUGACUUACUUUUUGUAUAGAUUCAGAAUAACCCAAUAAACUAGGAAACGCUGAAUUUAAAAAUUGCAACAUUAAUGUACAGGUCUCUAAAUAAGUGGUCCUGGAAUCCGUAACUGGUCCACACACUUACAGAUCGGCCAUGCUAAGGAUCUAGAAGAUACCAGAAUCUUUCUGGGUAGUUAACAAUAGACUUGCAUAUGAUGACUGCUAACUACUGUGUAAUUCUGGGUUGCUUUUCAAGUGUAUUGUGCCACACUUACCUUGAUAAAUAUAGAGAGGGAACUGGAUAUCAACUUGAAGUUUUCUUUAAAAUCAUAGAAGAAAGGGGAAAAAACAGCAUUAACAAAGUCAACUGACAAACUAGGAGGAAAAAAUUACAACGUAUAUCAUAGACAAGAGUAACUGGCAUAUUUAGAGAGUAAAAAAGUCAAACACCCAACCUCCUCGCCUCUCCUCCCUGUAAAUGGCCAAAGGAUAUCCAGCUGGGCCUCCAACAAAAGAAAGGCAAGUAACCAAUGAAUAUAUGAAAAGAUCCUCAAUGGUUUUGCUUAGUUGAAACUUGGGGAAACGUUGGGAAAUAUAUUAGGUCUUGAGUUUCUGAAGAAGCACACUUUAAACAAGGGCUAGAAAUUACCUGAUGGGAAUUGGCCUUUCUUAGAAUGAACAUUCCCUGUCACAAGAGAAAAAGGUAAAUUCCUUUAUCCCCCCAGAUUGCAGUAGGUCAGUGAGCAUUGUGACGAACCGGCAUCUGAUGCCUGGGCCAUUGAAUUUCAAGGAAUUCAUGAGAUUUUUUGCCUGUGACAUCAGUGAUCCAUGGGAAAUACUGAUUAUACUAAUUAUGGGUAAAAUACCAACCUGUCUAACUUCAUUUGUAUUGCUGAGUAAUUCUGUUAACCUCUGGCCUUACAUUUAUCAUCUGAGAAGCUGGUCUCCAAGAUUAUUCUUAGUGCUAACAAUCUAAUUUUGUUUCUCAUUUCCUUUUUGUGUACAUGUCAUUGUGAGCUGUAAGUUAAAGUCUAUGACAUUUAAAUUUCAUCACUAUAAUGGGAUAGGAAUAAAAGAUUUUUUUUCCUUCUUAAUCUA
Molecule: messenger RNA, 5961 nt
Organism: Mustela lutreola (European mink)
Lineage: Eukaryota; Metazoa; Chordata; Mammalia; Carnivora; Mustelidae
Gene: CR1
Product: complement C3b/C4b receptor 1 (Knops blood group)
Exons: 27
Coding region: 14-4048 (1344 amino acids)
Biological process (GO): negative regulation of complement activation, classical pathway
Source: RefSeq, a predicted model, not a curated record